GGAAAUUUUUUUUUAUGUACAAAUUGUCUUAACCUCACUCUUUGUGUUUGUUUUUGAGUGCAAGAAGUGUGCAAAAUCUCUCUUUAUCACGACUAAAUCAUGGAAGAAGACCGUGUAGUGAAGGCUAAAAAUGCCCUGGCAGAAGCUCUUGGGGAGAAAUGGGCAAAAUAUCUAAGUUACCUCAGUAUGUGGUUCCGGAAUCUCCUCACGCAGGAAGCCUUCAACCAAGAAGCUCGCAAACUCCUCACAAUCGAACAGAUGCAUCUGCAGAAUGAAUUUGUCCUGGCCAUGAUUAGCAAAACUUGCGGAUACACCCAAUCAGUUCCACUUAGGACAAUUCAGGUGCCUCCAGUGCCUGUCAACAGCAUCAAGAAGAAGCGCAAGAGGAGCUUCCGGGCAUCUGAGAGAGCUACUUUUGAGCCUCCGGGUGUUAUGGACUACCUUCCAGCUGAAGCCACCCAGGACAAUCAUCACAACACAAAUCACCAACAAAGGUUUGUGGCACAGGAACUCUUCCUUCCGGACAGUGCACUGAUAAUGGGGCGCCUGUUGGUUGGAGCUUGGGAAAUUGGUCUGGUGAAUGUGGAGGAUGCUGCUGCUGAGAUGCUUUGUGGAGCUGUGCAGACUCUUCUGAAGAACAUUCUCUCCAUGAUGUUCAUGAAGAAGAAAAUGUUCAAAUGCUCCGAAGGGGCUUUCUUCUACGAUGUCGGGCAUCCGGUUAAGGAUCCCUUUGUCCGGAAUACAGUUACGCGGCAAAAGAUUGACGAUAGACCCGUGGACAUUGACAGGGAAGUGGCUCUGGUGAAUCUGACCAGAAAUCCUGCAGAUGAUACAGUUUUCCUGACAGACUGUGGUGAGAUCUGUCCACCCAAGAAGCACAGGAUCACUGUGCAGGAUCUCUACUUAGCCUUCCAGGAUCGAAACAUCAUUCCCUCCCAUUCAGUGUAUUCCAUCAAUGCCGAGAGGAUCAGCAACAGCCUUGGAUAACGCCAAAAGUAAAAUCUCUUAUUAUAAAAGAUUCCUUUUAAAAUAAAAACAAAGAAUAUCUU
Molecule: messenger RNA, 1049 nt
Organism: Phlebotomus papatasi
Lineage: Eukaryota; Metazoa; Arthropoda; Insecta; Diptera; Psychodidae
Product: transcriptional adapter 1-like
Exons: 1
Coding region: 100-987 (295 amino acids)
Biological process (GO): regulation of transcription by RNA polymerase II
Cellular component (GO): SAGA complex
Molecular function (GO): transcription coactivator activity
Source: RefSeq, a predicted model, not a curated record